CUUUUCAACACUGCUUGAUAUGAUACCGAAGCAAUACAUUUUAUAACCUUCUCUUUCCGAACCUAAUUCCAACCAGCCUCGUCUUGGCUUUCAAAAUCAGCGAUCAUUUUUCUCAGUUCAAUGCUCGGCUCCUUUAGUCUUCCACCCACACUGAAGCACUGGUUCCAAGAUGAUUAACAGAAGCCAAUUUAUCUGAUUUGAAAAUACAGCUUCAGAUCUUAUUCCCUCUCUACGCAACCUGGGGAUUUUGGUUCACGGAGCAAUCCCAGCCACUUCAGCCAUAUCCCCGUGCCAAAUUGAGAGCGCAGAAAGCAACCGUAAAUACUGACUGCUCCGCGCCCUACUUCAUUUUGGCUCAAGUUUGGCUUCAGCUUCAUUCUGAAUCCACGCCAACUUCAUUGUGUUCAAUUGGAGGCACGCGCGGUGCAUCAACAGGCCUUCUGUGUUUGGGCGAGGGCUUAUGCGAUGAUGGUGAUGAUUGCGACGCACGAUCAGAUCUGAUUGAAGAAGAUGAAUAAGAGCAAAAGAGAAAGAGACCACGUUGUGGGUAGACUGAAUCUAGUCUCUAUAAACCCGGGAUCGAAUCCCCGCGGCUGCGUGGAUUUGUGAGAUGGGGAAGGGGAAUAAGAGCUUAAUGGGGUUUGAUUUGAAGGUGGUGUUGAUGGUGUCAGUGGCGUUGAAUGUGGUUUUGAUUUCGAGGGUUUUGUAUCGGGAAGAGGAUGAGAGAGAGAUGGGUGGUGGGGUUUGUUUAGAGAGUGAAGCGCAGGUUAGCAGGAGGAGAAAGGGGUUUGACGGAGCUGGUUCCGGCACGGAUGUUGUCGACGGUGGUGGUAUUAUUGAUCUUGAUCAGAUUCUUGGAAGAAGACCCGUUUUCUUUUCGGACAUUAAAGUUUUAUUGUCUAAAUUUCCCCGGUCAUCUUGCAUGUCCGACGGUUAGAUAAUAAGCUUUCUUGAAUGAAAGAAUUAUCACGGUGAAUUGCCGAUUCUCGUUGAGAUUUAUUCUCAUUUUCAAAAAAAAAAAAAAAACAAAAAAAAAACCAACCUUGGCCAGCUGUCUAAUCUAAAAUCUGUUACUAGAAAAAGAAUGAGUGAGCGUAAAUACUUUUUAGUUGUGCAAGGCCUUCUGUACAAUCAGCCGCAAGGAAAAUUCGUAUUGGGGAGAAAAAGGGUUAAUUACAAAUGAAAUGUUACUAACAAGGUAGUAUAGCUGCAACUCCCUUCUGACAGGUAGUUCAGCAAGAUGAUUUUCUCUAAUAAUUGUGACAUCUCUGUGCCUUAAUUUUAAUGUUUGGAUUUGGUAAUAUUGAUAUGAUCAUAUUGUUAAUAAUCUUAUUUUCAUUGUGAGUGGAACAUUUUUAAAUACAUUUAGCUUUUUUAAAAUUGGAUUUCUGUUUAUGAUUACAGAUCUGGUGGAUUAGUGGUGGCUUAGAAAACAUAGGAGGCAUAAGUUUUAAAAUGGGUUGGUUAUGUGGUAACACAGAUCAUACUAUCAUAGCUUUUAUGGGCGCCCUUCACAAUAAUGUGCAAACUUCCUCAACCAAGCGAAGCUUUCCUUAAUAAUGUAUUUCUAGAAUUGCAACCAAAAUAGCAAUUGUCAAGUAGAAUUAUACUCUUUUAAUUGCUAACACUUUAUUGUUUGUUAAUAAUUAUAAAAAAUUAUACUUGAUUCCUCUAGAAUUAUUAAAAAAUAAUAUGAUCUUAGUAUAAUAAUAUAAUUUGGAUUUUUACACGAGGCCCCUGUCUUGCACGUGUAGCAUGGCUUAAGUAGAAAGGGUAGGAAGAUAAAGCCAUAAUCUUGUGGGACUGUCCCUGACUAACCGCACUAGCACCAUUCACUGAGGUUCAUCCACUAUGGAUGAACCUAAUUUUGAACAGAGUAAGAAUAUGAAAUAGCAAUCAAACUUAAGCUUAAAAUAUUAGGUUCUACAUCAAGUAGGCUCAUGUCGCCGAAAAGUCUCAAGUAAAACAUAGGUCUCCACGACGAGUCAUUUAAAUGACUAAAUCACUAUAAAAUAUCCCUAUGUUCUACUUGAGACUUUUUAGUGAGAUGAGUGGCCUACUUGAUAUGAAACCCUUACAUUAUUACGCAAAUGAGAGAUUAACAAUCUUAUCGAAUCUUAUUUAAUCUUAUAAUUGUCUGUGUCAAUUUGCACUUCCCUGAACCAUGGUUCAUAUAAGUUAGAUAUUAUGAAUCCCGAAAGCCAAGAUGAUAAUACUGAUAGAUUUAGGGAUAAUCUAUUCAUAAUGCUGAGUUAGGUUCAACCAGUAAAAAGGUUGAUCGUAUAAAGUCAUAUUUAAAGGUGUGCACCAUGAACAUCAGUAGAUCUCAUCAAGUAAAUAAAAAUUCAAAAAGGACUGGAUCAGACAACUAUUUUAACCUAUGGUGAUCAUAUAUUGUGUUAUUGAAUUUUAUAGUAGCUAGAGUGAGUCUUGGUUGAUUUUUCUUUAAAAGUUUUUUCAUCCUUAUAUGAUUUCAGAGCUUUCAUUUGUUGUUUAAUUUUAUUUAUUCAUUUUCUUGUAGUUAUUCUGUUGAUUUUGGUCGACUUUUUAGGGCUUUUUGGAUGAAGUUGUAUGUUCGUAGAUAUAAUAUGUCAUAGUUUUUUAGUUUUUGUUAUAAUAUUAAUUGUUUUAUGUGUUUUUGUACCUUCUUCCAAGGUUUCUAAGGUCUCACUCACUUAUUUUAUUUUUCUCAUGCUAGAGAAAGCAAUAUAUGAGAUGUUGUGGAGUUUCAGAGUCCAUUAAUGCUCUGUUUUACCUUUUUGUAAUAUGUUAUAAUACACUAUUAAACUUUAAUGUUUUCGAUCAUAUAAGUUAUUUAUGGAAAUAUUUUGUAUAUUCUGGAUGUGGGAAGUUAUAAUGAAAGCAUCUGAUGCAGAACUUAAUGGAGCUAAUGGGACUAAACGUGUUAAUUGGACUCUUGUUAUAACAAGACUAGAGCAUCUCCAGCAGUGUCCUAGAGAGGUUCCCUAAAUAUAUGAUAAAUAAUUCAACUUCUAAAAAAUAGGGACUUUAUGUUGAUUGACAACUCCAACAAUGAUCCAUUUGUGUUCCCUAUUAUUAUUAUAAUAUUAAAUUCAAAAUUUUUUAACAAGAAGAUAACAAAAAAAAUAUGGGAAAGAGUGUACAAAAGGUGAGAGUUGAUUAUUUAAUCAUUAAAAAUCAAAUGAGGAAUGAGUUAGGGAUUACCUAUUUAUGGGGAAUGAGAGAUGGAUCCUAACAUUUAGGGAAUGAGUGGAGACUCUGCUGGAGUGGAUUUUUGUGCAUAUUCCUUAAAAUUAUAACUUAGGACCUCAUUUAGCUAAUCUGCUGGAGAUGCUCAAUUAACAGUGUUAACUGGACUAAUGGUGCAUUAGAGGAGGCUUUGCCACCACCUCCUCCCAACUGAAGAUGUUGUUCCCCUUCGUGUACAAAGAGAUGCUGAGCCAGUAAUGAUGAAGCCUCCACGUGUGCCUAUUGCGAGGCGUGGCCUGGCAUCGAAAGGGAACAAAGUUCAGCUUCUUACUAAUCAUUUCAAAGUCAAUGUGAAAAAUGUUGAUGGACAUUUUUUUCACUGCAGUGUGAGUUCCUUCUAUCAUGGUUCCAAAUUGUUAACUGACUAUAUAUAAUGGUGUGCCUGCUUUGUGUUUUACGUACUUUAAGUUGUCUUAUCCUUAUGCUCUUGUGAAUUAAGUUGGUCUGGUAUGCAGCAUCUAAUCCUGUGAACUUUGCCCUUUUUAUUCAAGAUGGUCGUCCGAUAGAUGGAAAAGGUAUUGGAUUUAUAUGUUGAGGCUGAUUUUAUUCCGGAGUACCAGAAGUGUGCUGGUGGUUUGCCAGUUUGGAUGUUGGCCAAAGGCCAGGACUGUGGUGCAGACUGGAUGGAUAUGAUAUGGCUAGGUUGUAUCUUGUCGCAAUAUUCCAACUUUACAUGUCUCAGAGAGUGUGAUUUGUCUUAGUGGAACUGUAUGUUUGUAUCCCUGGGUGUGUCUGAGUUUGGUGGUCAGUGGGAAUUUGUUUUGCAAGCUUGGAGGCUUUGGUUUAGUGCUGAAUUCAGGAUGUGGAAUUUUCGUAGCUGGAAUCUUCGUUGCUGAGCUCUGAUGGUUUCCUUUUUAUAAUUUUUUUUGUCUUCCAGAUUUUGGUGGUGGUCUUUGUUUAUGCUGCAGGUAUAUGGUAUUUUUUUUAUGCAUCCUUCAGCGCAGAGUUGUUUCUGGCAUUCUUCCUUGCUGCUGCAAUUUUUGUAAAUUGGAACUUGUUUCAAUUAUUUUAAAACAAGUUUCUUUUCACCUAAGAUAAUAAAGCACAUGACCACUAUAUGUAUUUAGUCUCAAUGAUGGAUGUAUUUUUCUAUAUCUAUUUUUUAUAAUGUAAUUACUAUUUUUAUUUGAUCA
Molecule: messenger RNA, 4364 nt
Organism: Daucus carota subsp. sativus
Lineage: Eukaryota; Viridiplantae; Streptophyta; Magnoliopsida; Apiales; Apiaceae
Exons: 3
Coding region: 611-937 (108 amino acids)
Source: RefSeq, a predicted model, not a curated record